AGCAGUGGGCAGAGGCUGCGAGUCCCCUAUAACCAGCGCCUCGCAUUUCCGUGGCGUUCCCGUUUGCUCCUGUGCUGCUGCGGCCAUACGCCUGAUUGAUAUAUGCCUGCAAUGGCACUUUUCCAUUUGACAUUCUCCCUCUCUCUCUCUCUCCCUCUCUCUGCCUCUCUCUCUCCCUCUCUCUCCCUGUGUCGCUUAAACAACAGUCCUAACUUUUGUGUGUUGCAAAUAUAAAAGGCAAGCCAUGUGACAGAGGGACAGAAGAACAAAAGCAUUUGGAAGUAACAGGACCUCUUUCUAGCUCUCAGAAAAGUCUGAGAAGAAAGGAGCCCUGCGUUUCCCCCAAGCAUCAGUGAGGUGAUUUGAGUAGAUAUCUGGACUCCAGUCAAAGACCAAGACGUAUGGUUAAAAGAACAAAGCAAAUUUCAGGAACUUCAGUCCAGCAUAAUCCCACUUUAAUGCUGUGCAGCAGAUAAUCUGAUGGUGGAUUGCAAGUGUAAAGAGUAAGACAAAACUCCGGCAUACAAAGGACAAUGACAACCAGAACGCUUCAGGCAGAUCCUGUCCUUGCCUUGCAAGGAACUGGAUCCUAGGAGGUGAAGGCAUUUCCAAUUUUUGGUCCUGUGUCUCCCUCUGCUGUUCUUCUGGAGACGUUUCCCUUUACAACAAUGAGAAAUCAUGUACUAGCUGCAUCCAUUUCUAUGCUCUCCCUGCUGGCCAUAAUGGGAGAUACAGACAGCAAAACAGAUACCUCGUUCCUGAUGGACUCGAACCCUCAACGCUGCAUGAGGCACCACUAUGUCGAUUCGAUCAGUCACCCAUUGUACAAGUGUAGCUCAAAGAUGGUGCUCCUGGCUAGAUGCGAGGGGCACUGCAGCCAGGCAUCGCGCUCGGAGCCAUUGGUGUCCUUCAGCUCUGUCCUAAAGCAACCUUUCCGUUCCUCCUGUCACUGCUGUCGGCCCCAAACCUCCAAGCUGAAGGCUCUGCGUCUGCGCUGCUCAGGGGGCAUGCGACUCACUGCCACCUACCGGUAUAUCCUCUCCUGUCACUGUGAUGAAUGCAGCUCUUGAGGCUUGCUGCUCAGUGGCUUCUGCUGGGACAACAACAGAAGCAGUUCAACCAGCCAAAGAAGGACUGGCAAGAAAAGAGUUAAGGCAUAUAAAUAUGCAGCAAUUCCCACAGGAUUGUGCACAUUCUAGUAAUGAAGACUCAAUGCGCUUUUUGACAGAAAGACUCUGUCAAAUUUGUUUUCAGUUCCCAUCUCCUUUCCCUGAUAGAAUUUCUUUUGGUUACUUUUCAGAUUCAGGCAUUUCCCAUGUUAGCUCUGAAUGUGGUUUGGGUUUCUGACAAUUCUGCAAUAGUGGGAAAAUGUGGGCUCCUGUGCAAGAGUGUGUCAGGCUAUCCCUAUUUGGUGCAUAUUAGGGAAGAAUUUGCUCAACUCUUCCUAGGACAUCUUCCGUUGUUGUUUCAUGUUCUAAUUUUGGUCUAAGGUUACCCCUGCCUCUAAAGGUUACCAAUUUCACAUUUUGGACACCAGCUAUGCAGCUAUGUUCAGCGAGGUUUACUCACAGACAGCUAACUGACAUUAAAAUAAUGAACAAGCGAAUUCUUUUAUGUGAUUAUAGAAAUCUUGGCAGUUAUAAUUAUUAUUCAGAAAUGACUUUCGGGAUGUACAGGUAGCAUAAGGAAUUUGUCAUCUGAAGGCUUUUGCGGGUAAGCUAUGGUAAAAUUUUGCCAGGAAGCAGGCUUUCAAAGACUUGCAUGCACACAGACAGAUCCUGCACUGACUCUGGAGAAGGCAUGCAUCACUAGAGGUAUGGAGAAUGCACCUUACUCAUGCAUGAGAAUUAGACAAGCAAGGAUGAAUCUAUUUGUGAAUGUGCCAUAGCUUUAGCUGUGUCUUGGCCAUCAUUCUCUAACAUCUACCUGUCCAUGUGAGGCUUGUUGCCAUAAUGGUGACCUUGCUUGCCUUCUAAAUAUUUGGUUCCAAUAUACCUUGGUCCUUGAGGCUCAUAUUUUGAGUUGAUCCCACGUUUUGAAAUAAAGAGUAUCUUCAAAAUUUUGAUU
Molecule: messenger RNA, 2067 nt
Organism: Nannospalax galili (Upper Galilee mountains blind mole rat)
Lineage: Eukaryota; Metazoa; Chordata; Mammalia; Rodentia; Spalacidae
Gene: Ndp
Product: norrin cystine knot growth factor NDP
Exons: 4
Coding region: 669-1070 (133 amino acids)
Biological process (GO): Wnt signaling pathway
Source: RefSeq, a predicted model, not a curated record